Molecule: messenger RNA, 264 nt
Organism: Staurois parvus
Lineage: Eukaryota; Metazoa; Chordata; Amphibia; Anura; Ranidae
Source: the annotation of a GenBank genome assembly
GGUCUGUGUGGUGUACCCCUGGUCCCCUCUCCCAUAUUACAGGUCUGUGUGGUGUACACCAGUCUGAACGGUCCCCUCUCCCAUAUUACAGAGUCUGUGCGGUGUACACCGGGUCCCCUCUCCCAUAUUACAGGUCUGUGUGGUGUACCCCGGGUCCCCUCUCCCAUAUUACAGGUCUGUGUGGUGUACCCCGGGUCCCCAUCUCCCAUCAUUACAGGUCUGUGUGGUGUACCCGGGUCCCCUCUCCCAUAUUACAGGUUCUGU